Oppia nitens is the source of this 1747-nucleotide messenger RNA. RefSeq lists its product as uncharacterized. Lineage: Eukaryota; Metazoa; Arthropoda; Arachnida; Sarcoptiformes; Oppiidae. The transcript has 2 exons. The record is from RefSeq and is a predicted model, not a curated record. Bases 585 to 1733 code for a protein of 382 amino acids.
CUGACACACCAAUUGGCCAACCAAUUGACUGCACCGAUUGUGUCGAUAACUGACACUAAGUGGCCAACCAAUUGACUGCACCGAUUGUGUCAAUAACUGACACACAAAAUAGGUGGCCUUCAAUUGACUGCCCGAUUGUGUCGAUAUCUGACACACYAAGUGGCCAACCAAUUGACAGUACCGAUACCUGACACUAAGUGGCUAACCAAUUGACUGCACCGAUUGUGUCGAUAACUGACACACCAAGUGGCCAACCAAUUGACUGCGAGCCGAUUGUGCCGAUACCUGACACAUACACACCCACACACAAAAUAGUUGGCCAACCAAUUGACUGUACCGAUUGUGCCGAUACCUGACACACACACACAAAGUGGCCUACCAAUUGAUACAUCAUACCCCACAAAGUGACCCACCAAUCAAUUAUCAACCAAUUGUGCCCGACGACAGCCGAGCCGAUAGUGACCACCACACACAAAAAAAGUAGCCGCCAAUUGUGCCGUUAUAUACAACACAACAACAACCAGAAACAAGUGACCGCCAAAUUGUGCCGAUACUGACAAUCAAAUCGCCCGAUAGUUAUAGAUAUGAGAGACGAUAUGUACUUUGAGUUUGAGACCACCUCCUCAUCGCCGCCGUCGCCACCRCUAGUAGUAUGYGGUGGUGGCCUUAGUCGCCGUCAUCGGCGACUAUCGUCAUCMACWCAAUCMCUGCGGGAACUAAUCGAUUCGGAAAAUUGUAUCGAAAACAUUACGCCAUCGCAUUGCGACCUCUAUUUGAUUACCCGAAAAAAAUUAUCCCAAAUGACUGUCAAYGCAAUCAAACAGUCGCCGGAUUUGCGGCGCGAAGUACUGYUGACAUCAGUUCAUCGAAACAUUACGUCAAAACCGUCGUCGACAGCGCCGACGAUGACCACCAAUAGCUAUGACCAUCACAUGUCGUCCUCGUCGUCCUCCUCUUCAUCCUCAUUGACGUCGCAUAUAAUCGCCGAUCAUAGCCGCACAUCAUCAUCACCGCAGCCAUUGUCACCGAUUACCACACCCGCAGCUGCCGUUGUCGACACAUUAAUAGCCAGUGGCGGCGGCGGUGGCGGAUCUGCCGCCACCACCACCACCACCACCGAGUCCAUGGUCUGCCAUCAAAACAAUAACAUUAACAACAAAUCGGUGGACAACAACAACUACUACUAUCAUUCAUCAUCAUCCAUGUCAUCGUGUGGUCAACAAUCGGUGGCCAAUAAUUAUUGCGGCGGUAGUAGUAGUAGUAGUAGUACUAGUGGUGGUGACCAACCAUUCAAAUAUGGCUAUCAUCAYCACUACUCCCAGUCGACCAAUACGUCKACAUCGACGACAACAAUGGCCAACACCAGCAACAACUGUAUAACAUCUAUGAUAACCGUAUCGACAACAAYGACCACACCAUCGUCUCAGCUGAAGAAACGAAAUCURUCGCCCAAUUCAUCGUCAAUGAUGACCAACAAUGGUAUCGGCGGCGGUGGCAGUGGCGGCGGUUGUAAUGACCACUCUAACGACGAUAGCAGCGACUGGAAGUCAACGAUAAAGCGGCUAAAAGUUGUCCACGGAUUUGAAUCGGACGUAUCGAUGGACUCGUCCGACUACUGUCCRCUGUCGGUGACCGUCGGCGYUGGCGGYCUMGGAAUCGGUGGUCGUUAUUGUGAUCGCGAUCUUAACGACUUAGCCAACAAUCUUCACAGCCUUAAGACUCCGUUCACUUGAUUUGACUGUUUGUU